AUGAUGGAGUCUAUCCUGGACAGCCUGGCCGCAGAGAGGCUCUACCCCCCCGGGGGAGCCAACCUGUUGGACCUGGAGGAGCUGAGCGACGGAGACUUCCUCACUAAUGUGCCUUUCUCAGGUGACCAAAUGGACGACUUCAGCAGCGAAUUAUUCAACAGUUUCUUCGAAGACCAUAUAUUAGAGCGACCCCUGCUGGCAGACAGACCCUCACCUUUACACAUGGACAUCGACAGCAGCCCAGAUAUUCAAGCGGAGCACAGCUACUCCUUGAGUGAAGACUCCGCCCCCCAGAGCCCAGCCCUGUCAAUCAAAAUGGACCAAGAGUCUGAGUUUGAAUGGAGCUUCAGUCAGGACCUCUCCGCCAUCUUGGUGAAACAGGAGGAACCUGAUGUGGGUCAAAGAUUAGAACCUCCGCCUCUGGAAGGCCCACCUCUCAUAUUAAGCCCCGCACCCCCGCACCGAGGGUCAGCCUGGAAACACACGGAGCGCAGUCAAGAUGACAUGAAGCCAGUGGCUAUAAAAGAUGAACCCAGAGAGGCCGGACAGUGUCUCAGUCUGCCCAGCGACGAUGCUCUCCAGCUCCCGCCCACCCCUCCCAGCAGUAACCACGGCGACAGCGACGGCUCCCUCCCUCCGUCCUCCCCGCUCCUCCCUCUGCCACCGUCUUCCCCUCAACCACAGCAGAGGCAAGGAGGUCGCGCCUCUUCAUCCUCCUCCUCCUCCUCCUCCUCAGCCAUCUCCUCCUCACCUCUCCUCACUGCACCACAUAAGCUGCAGGGCUCAGGACCCCUCAUGCUGACAGAAGAAGAGAAGAGGACCCUGGUGGCUGAGGGUUACCCAGUACCCAACAAACUCCCCCUCACCAAGGGUGAAGAGAAGGCACUGAAGAGAGUCAGACGGAAGAUUAAAAAUAAGAUCUCAGCUCAGGAGAGUCGGAGGAAGAAGAAAGAGUAUGUGGAAUGUCUGGAGAAAAAGGUGGAUAGCUACACGUCAGAAAACGGCGACCUGUGGAGAAAAGUAGAAAACCUGGAGACUGCCAACAGGUCUCUCCUACAGCAGCUCCAGAAGCUUCAGUCACUGAUUUCAGGGAAAGUCAUUCCCCGUUCUAAAAUGGCCUCAACUCAAACAGGGACAUGCCUCAUGAUGGUGGCCGUGUGUUUCGUCCUGGUGUUGGGCUCCUUCUCCCCUUGUCUCUCCCCCCUCUCCUUCCUCAGUCACACCUCCUCCUCUUCCUCUCACUCCUCUCAAUCUCCCCCUCUUCCGUCAGCGGACCUCUACACCACUAGUCAGGUCCGCUCCCGCAGCCUGCUCUUCUACAAUGAAGGGGCCCCAUUGGAGGAGAGUUUAGUGACAUCAGAAGGGGAGAGGCUACAGUCAGAGGCUCGCACCCACAUCCAGACGAGCCGUUACACCGCUGACGCUCACAAAAACCACACAACUGGGCCCGAGUUAGACCGGAGGGAAACAAAACCAGACGAAGCCUCGAAGUUUUUCUGA
Molecule: messenger RNA, 1500 nt
Organism: Limanda limanda (common dab)
Lineage: Eukaryota; Metazoa; Chordata; Actinopteri; Pleuronectiformes; Pleuronectidae
Gene: creb3l1
Product: cAMP responsive element binding protein 3-like 1
Exons: 13
Coding region: 1-1500 (499 amino acids)
Biological process (GO): regulation of transcription by RNA polymerase II
Molecular function (GO): DNA-binding transcription factor activity, RNA polymerase II-specific; cAMP response element binding
Source: RefSeq, a predicted model, not a curated record